This is a messenger RNA of Schistosoma turkestanicum, 1851 nucleotides long. NCBI's taxonomy places the organism in Eukaryota, Metazoa, Platyhelminthes, Trematoda, Strigeidida, Schistosomatidae. The record is from the annotation of a GenBank genome assembly.
GGAACAUCCCUUAACGACCCUAGUGGAAACUUGAAACAUACAUUUGACCUUGGUCUUCGUUCAAAAUGCGUCGGAGACUCUUGUCUGAGUCUCAAGUCGAUAAGGAGUACUUUAAUAUCUUGAUUGAGCAACAAAAAGUUGAUGACAUCACAAUUGGAGUCUUUUAUAGAUCCCGUACGUUGACCGUACUAGCUAUCAUUUGGCUAUGUUUGGCUUAUUUUGCUUUUUCAAGGUCCCCCUCACAACCACUACAGUAUAAUUUGUUUCAUGCUUUUAUAGCCGUGUGCGUCAUAUUUUUGCUGAUGUCGGUGAUGAUAAUGCCGAACGGUCCAUUUAUUCGACCACAUCCAGCACUGUGGCGAAUAGUCUUUGGAGCUAGUUUAUUAUAUUUUCUAUCCUUAGUUGCAGUUGUAUUUCUUCGUCUAGAUGAAGCUCGUGCCAUUUUAAUUUGGACAUAUCCUGAACUGAAACAUAUGCGUCAUUCUGAUAUUCUUGAUAAAGAGUAUGCCGUUAAUUGUAGUCAGAUAUCAUUUGCUCGUGUUUAUUCUCAUAUGGAUAUUUUUGCUUUGGCACAUUUUUGUGGUUGGCUUAUUAAAGCUGUUCUAUUAAGACAUCAUAUUAUUGCAUGGACUUUAUCAAUUAAUUGGGAAAUAACUGAGGUAGCUUUUUCACAUAUUCUACCAAAUUUUAAUGAAUGUUGGUGGGAUAGUCUCAUCUUAGACAUAUUAGUCUGUAAUGGUUUAGGCAUACAAUGUGGUAUGUGGUUAUGUCGUUGGUUAGAAAUGCGUGAUUAUCAAUGGGAUUCUAUUCGUAAUAUACCAAGUACACGUGGUAAAUUAAAACGUGCUUUCUUACAAUUUACACCACGCAGUUGGAUACCUACACGUUGGUUACAUCCAGAUUCAUCGAUAUUACGAAGUUUUUUACUAACUCAAUUAAUAUUAGUUUGGCAAUUAGCUGAAUUAAAUUCAUUCUUUUUAAAACAUAUAUUUAUUGUAAAACCAAGUCAUAUUCUAACACAAUUACGUUUACUUUUAAUUACAUGUAUAUCUGCACCAGCUAUAAGACAAUACUACUUAUAUGUCAUUGAUCCACAUAUUAAACGUUUUGGAUCUCAAUUAUGGCUUUUUCUCGCAAUCAUUCUUACUGAGUCAUUAGUUUGUGUAAAAUUGGGCAGUGAAAUUUUUGAAAAUACAGUCUUUUGGAAUUUAAUUUAUUGGGGUAUAUGGAUGGUAUUCAGUUCUUUUUUAACUGUAUGGAUUGGUCGAAAUUUAUCAAUUGGUGGUGGUUAUUCAUCGAAACGAUUGUCAUCAUCAUCAUCAUCAUUAGUUAAUCAAGAGAAUAAUCAAAAUAAUCAAUCAUUGAAUAUUGUCAAUUCCGAAGAGAUUUUUCAAAAUCUCAAUCACAUGGAUAAUAAAUCACAUCAUCAAGUGACCAUAUCAAAUGAUGAUAUUAUUACAUUACAAACAAGUAGUACAAUGCCUUCAUCAUCAUCACCAUCAUCAUCGUCCCCAUUAUCCUCUAAUUCACUGACCAAUACUUCUAAUCAUGUCAAAAUUGAUUAGUAACGAUAAUAAUACUUACUAAACCAAUUAAUUGUAUGGUAGCGUUACUCUCUUGUUUAUCGACAAUCAAUUCAGUAGUGGAGUUUGUACACUGCAGUUGGAGGGAAUAAUAAUCAUAACAACAAUAGUUGGUAAUAUUUGCCAAAUGAUUGAUUCAGUUAUUUUGUAUUUAUAAUUCACUUGUUCUUUAUGAAAUGUAGUUAUUAUUAUUAUUAUUAUUAUUAUUAUUAUUAUUAUUAUUGGUAUUAUAUUGAAGAUUGAAUUAAACACAGUCAAUGAUUACCUG